AAAAGGACCCACCCAAGAUGGCGGCCACGCUGAUACGAGAGCUCCAAUCGACAUCGUCGGCUUUGAGGUGUCUACGUAUAUUAUGUUUAUGGCCAAGAAGAAGAGAAGGAAGAAGAGCGAACUCCCUGUUGCUGUUUUAGCCCCUAAACAACAUUUGUAGUUGGAAAGUAAAGAAACACAACAGUCUGGGGGAGUGUCUCUCGGUCUGUGAGCACAGUUCACUUCCUCUGAGUUCAGUAGAGUUUGAACUGUUAUCCAGAGAUCCUCGUGUCUGUAGUUAUUUGGUGAAAUCUCCGUCGCCGGACUCUUUACAAACUCGGGACUCCUCAUCGUCCGGAGCGAAACCACAGGGCCGUCCUAGUUUAUACCUGUAGCGUCAAGGUGGGUCAUGAAUACCUGCUGUAGGGAAAGAUCAGACUGUAACUUACGACACGACAAACUGAACUUUUCAAUGUGAAACACUCAAGUUAUUAAUGACUCUCAGUUAUGGCAAUAAUCAUUCAUGUGUCCUGACGGUGACAAAAAGUUUUGUUUUUAAUUUUAUUAGUUUCACCAGCUUAUAUUGUAUCCAUGUGCAGUCAUUGCAGUAGUUUGUAUAUAUAUAUAUAUAUAUAUAUAUAUAUAUAUAUAUAUAUAUAUAUAUAUAUAUAUAUAUAUAUUUGUGUGUGUGUGUAUAUAUAUAUAUAUAUAUAUAUAUAUAUAUAUAUAUCAUAGGGCUGGGCGAUAUGGGAAAAAAGUUUACCACGAUUUUUUUUCCGAUAUCAGUCGAUAUCGAUGUAUAUCAGGAUAUAAAAAAAUGAAAUAUGACAGUGCUUAUUGGUAGCAUGUCUUUUGCAAUACAAUAAUCUAAGUAUUUCCUCUUGCUGUUUAAGUGCUAUGGUUGCGUGUAGCUGCUGUCUGCUACUACACAGUUGUUCCCUACUUGGUUCUAAUUCAGCACGAUUGGUUUAGCACGAAGCUGACCUGGAGCAACUCCCCUUUCAUUGGCUGCAACUAUAGGUAAAGCCAACAUGCAAACACAGCACGGUCUUAACCCUGGCUCAAUAUUUGGUCUUUGUGUCAUCAGGUCACAUUACAUGGCUCAAAAACUAUGGAUGAAGUGGGUUAAUGUUCUCCCAGAGUCUUUAAUAAGGCGACUGACAAAAGCUCAAACUCCAGCGGACCCCUGGAUGUUGUGUUCGGAUCUGUCGGCUCCUGCCAAUAUUAUGUCGGUGGACCCUCCACAAGCUGCCAAUCCUCCACCUCCUGAGGUGACUAAUUCUAAAACACCAGGCCGAUUGACCAACCAGCUGAAGUUCAUGCAGAAUGUGGUGAUGAAAUCUCUGUGGAAGCAUACCUUCGCCUGGCCGUUUCACAAGCCUGUUGAUGCAGUCGCUCUGGGACUACCAGUGAGUAGUUUGUUUGAAUGUUGUAUGUAGAAGUACUCUAUGUUGCUUGAGUUUAUCUUCACUGAACUCCAGAAGACGAGGCAAUCAGAUCUUGAUAGGAACACACAUUUUCUGGAUUCUUAGUAGCUAUGAAGAGCAGAAAAUAUGCAAAUAUUUGACUUAUUCUAGUUGUAGUAUCAGUCAACAAUGUCAGAAGUGUUUUUGUUUUUUGUUUUUUUAGAUCUUAUUGUAGUAGUCUACGUUCUUUCCUCAGACCAAAACUGCUUUUUGUGGCUAUGGAGUGGCUUUUUGGUCGAGGUUUGCACAUGGAGACGUAGACCGCUGUGUAUUGCUAUCGUUCAGUCAUUACAAAAGUUGGUAUAACUAGAGGAGCCAGCAGUCGGCAACAUUCAUCUUUCAAGGGGGUGUUACGUGUGUUUGACCAUAGCUUAAAUUUACGCCUGAAUAUCCCUUUAACUGACAGACAGGAGACUGUUGUCAAAAUGUUUACAAAGACAAUCACCUGGAAUCAGUGGAAGUAUAAAACCUCACAAGUGAUGAAAUACCAUUUUAUACUAACCCCAGGCACUGGUAACAGACUCUGACUGAUCCUUUAGAAAACUAUCUUACAUGUUGGCUCUUCUUUCUGUAGGAUUAUCACACCAUUAUCACAUCUCCCAUGGAUUUGGGGACAAUCAAAAAAAGACUUGAAAACAACUACUACUGGAGUGCAAGUGAAUGUUUGCAGGACAUCAACACUAUGUUCACCAACUGCUACAUCUACAACAAGGUGGGGAGCUUUGUGAAAUCUCAUUAUUCCCUGUAAAGUCAAACCUAAACUAAACCUCCAGAUCUUGGUGCGCUCUAGCCAACAGAUGACAUCGUGCUGAUGGCCCUCGCUUUGGAAAAAGUUUUCUUGCAAAAAGUUGCCAGCUUGCCGCAGCUGGAGAGAGAGAUUUCCCCAACCAAAGUAAAGGUCAGAAGAAACUACCAAGGUAAAUGACCUCCCAUAUUUAAAAAGGUGUCACACAUGUUAAAUAAAUGUGAGGACUUCAACAUUAUGAAUGUGUCUGCAGGCGUUUGUCCGUGUGUGCUUUUAUGUGAGUAGAGUGCAUAUUUAGCCUGCAUGAACGGCGAUGUUACCCCCGAGUCCCUGACAGUUUUUUCACCAUCUGUAGUGAUUUACUGCAUCAGUGACCUUCUGUUUCCUGUUUGUCUUUCCACUAAAGGGCUUGAAAAUACAACCUUUUUCUACCUCCUCUAUCAGGAUUCAGUGUUCUGUCACUCAAAUUGUGUUUCUUGGUUUGGUUUUCUGUUCUACGUCUGUUUUCUGAAGACAAAAAGUAAAGACAAAUGCUAAAUUAGCUAAACAGUUGAAAAAAAUGUAGAAAUUGCAUUAUAUUGUAUCACGAUAAUAUCGUAUCGUGGGGCCACUAGUGUUUCCCACCCCUAAAUUUCAUGCAUAAGAGCAUCAUAAGCUAACGUUCAUGAUGUGGUAAUGCUUCGAUUCCUACCACAGCAGAAACAAGUGCAUUUAACAGUUUGCCUGUUAAGAAAGGAGGAAGGGCAGCAGUACUUCAUUGGUGAUCAUUAAAAUCUGCAUACACAACAAAAGGAUCUAUCAGUGGACUAACCAUUCUGUGUGCUUGACAUCUGGAGGUGGAGGGCCAUAUAACUUUUUAAUUUUAUUUUACAGCUGCAUCAAGGUUUGUCACGACUGCAUCUGUAAUGGACACUGAACAUCCAUGUUAAUAUUCAUGAGCGUUGUUGGUGGCACUGAUGGUUAAUGUUUGAGGCCUUUAAUAUGUGCAGCUCUCAGAAGAGUGUAUUUUAAUUUGUGCUGAAAGAGCACAGUGUUCCCUCCAGUCUGGAGAAUAAUAAGGCGUAAGGAAGAAAUCCAGUCUGUCCAUAUAUGCUCAUCUCACUCCCUGAAUAAUUGGUCUUUUCAAAAGGAAGUAAAACAGCAGUAACAGCCUCACUUUGUAUCAAUUUAAGACUAUAUAUACAGUAUAUACACAAAAGAUCAAGUUGAUUUGUGACUUAAAGUACAUUUAUUUUUCUUAUUUCCUUCAAUUUGUGUGGACACAUGCCUUUAGGUUCUCCAUUCUCCAAACUCACAUCUCAACAGAUCCUCAGCAACGCAGCAGGACCAACACAGACCACUCCAAAAGUGAGUUCCUGAUAGACUUUAAAGCAUUUGUGAGGUUUUUUAAGCCACUGAACAUUGAGAAAUAAUCAUUCCUGUUUUUUGUUUGUUUGUUUUUUUUCAUUGAAGAAGACAGUGUUGAAACGGAGAAGAAGCACAACUGGCGCCUUCGAUCAGAUGGACAUGGACGGGCACAAGUCAGCACAACGAGGAAGUGAGCAGCUUAAGUAUUGCAGCAGUAUCCUAAAGGAGCUUCUGUCAAGGAAGCAUCAAUCCUACGCCUGGCCGUUCAUCACACCUGUUGACGCUAAAGCUCUGCAGCUCAACGAUUACCACGACAUCAUCAAAUACCCCAUGGAUCUUGGCACUGUCAAAGUGAGAGCUGCAUGUUAAUGUGUACAGAUACAGUUCAUUAUCUCAACAGGUUAUAUAUAUUAUAUUUGAUAAUAACAGAGACUGUAACUCCUGAUAUUCCAGAAAAAGAUGACGAGAGGAGAGUACCACGAUGCACAAAGUUUUGCUGCAGAUGUAAGGUUGAUCUUUUCUAACUGCUACAAAUACAACCCUCCACACCAAGAAGUUGUAGCUAUGGCCAGAAAACUUCAGGUAGAUUUUGAAUCAUUACUAUCAACCAUUAAAUAUUUUUAAAAAUACAUAAAUUAAUCCAUUUCCGAUGUCCCUGUGUAUGCUUUAGGGUGUGUUUGAGAGGAGAUUUGCAAAGAUGCCAGAAGAGCCAGUCGAGGUAAAUCCACAGACAAAAAGUACAGGUGUUCGGGACCUAAGUGUCAACGCUUCCUCCGACUCAAACAAACCUGACGUAGAACAGGAGCAGAACGCACGGAUUGCUUCUUUGCAAGAACAGGUGGGUGCAGCAAAGGCGGGUUUCUGGUUGAUCCACCUCGGUGUCUGCGCCUUAGAACCAUCAUCUGACCUGCAGUAACUUUUUGUGCACCUUUUUCUGCAAAGUGCAACAGAAAUGUAGCUUUUGUCCUGAUUAAAAUCUCAACACUCACACAGUCCUCUUGAGAUCAGAGUUUUCUGGAGCGAGUGCUCCUGGCAGUAUCCAGUUAGUUCAUACAGAGAAAUAGUGGUGUACAGAGUGGUGCAGUUGUAUACUGUUAUGAACAUUUAUAUUUAGAUAGCUGUUAAAAUGGAAAGAAAACAGUCACCCUGUUUUACUUGUUCUGCUUCUGCAACAGUAGUUUUAUCAUAAAUGUAUGCAGGGUUCCUCUGUAGGUAUGAAAAGUAUGGAAAUAAAUUAGAUCAAUUUGCGGGUCUUAAAAAGUCUGGAAAAUGGAAAAUAAGUUAUGGAAAAAUAAUCAUGUUUCCAAUAUUACCGGAGUGCUAAAAUUCUGUUUUCUAAAAUAGAAAAGUAGGUUUUUCCAAAAAUAAUUCCAAAAAGUAGGGUAUGGAAAAGUACGGAAAAUCCAACCGUGUAGGAACCCCGUGUAUUUCUUCUGCUUAAAUUUCUUGUCUAUAGUUUUAGCCUCACCUUCUUCUAGACACAAAUCACCCUCAUACUUCUGUUUUUGUUUUUUUAUUGUUUUGUCUUUCUCUGUGUGCCACUGUUUUGUUUGGUCUCUGUAAUUUAUCACUACUGUUGUUAUUAAAAUUGCUCAUUUGUUGACUCUACCCAGCUAAAAGCUGCUCAUGAGCAGCUAGCAGCGCUCUCCGAGGGAAAAGACAAAGAGGAAGACGGCAGAGGGAAUGAAGGCAAAGCAAAUAUCAGGUCUGACAUUGAACAUGAGAUACCGAGCUUAUUUUCCCAGCGUAUCACUCUUUUACACAGAGAUAUUUGAGUUUUUGUUUACAAACUCAGGCAGCUGUGGAAGAGCAGUCAGGACUGGGAUUCAGAUGAUGACUCUUUGCCACUGACAUAUGAGGAGAAGCACCAGCUCAGCCUGGACAUUAACCGGUUGCCUGGCAUGAAGCUGGGCCGUGUGGUCCAGAUCAUUCAGACACUGGAGCCGUCCAUGUGCAACACCAACCCAGAUGAGAUCGAGAUUGACUUUGAGACACUGAAGCCGUCCACUCUGCGUGAGCUGCAGGAAUACGUGAAGGCUUGUCUGUUUAAGAAGUUUACGAAAUUUCAGAGUGAGUAUGAAGACUUGCUGCCCUCUUCUUUUGAAUCGUUUCACAUCCAGGGUCUGAUUGGUGAUGGUGUUUCCUUUUCUUCCUCUCAUCCAGAGAAAAGCAGUCAAAUUGUGAGUCAUGACAGCGGCUGCAGCAGCUCUUCAAGUUCAGCCGGAAGCAGUCCUGGUCACUCCAGUUCAGGAGACAGUGACUUGUGAGGUACAAAGUUCAUACAAUUGUUUUUUUUGUUUGUUUGUUUGUUGUUUGAAAACGCACUUUUACUCCCCGGCUUUAAACUCCUGAAAACUUUUAAUCAUGUUUUCACUGAACCAUCUUUGUCCUCCUGUUUUGAAUGUGUUCCUGUAUCUUGUUUUAUUGUUCAUGUUAAUCGUCUGGUUCUUUUUAUUUUGUUUUUCAUUUUACUGUACAGCACUUUGAUCAGUGCUUUGUUCUUUUUUAUAUGCUUUAUAAAUAAACCUGGAUUUGAUUGUUAGUUUGUUACAGAAAAAGUCAAAUGUUGAAAGCCUUUAUUUUUGUUUGUUCUUUUAUAUUGUUUCUGAGUUCAGUUUGUCUUCUCUCACUGUGUCUUAAUAAAUCACAAUAUCCGUCUCUGCCGUAUCUUAUCAGAAAUUGUAAAUUCAGAGUUAAGCCUGGUGACAUGUCUCAGUGACUAGGGCACAUUUUCAUAACACCAGUGUCUCAAACAAUAUCCUGUCUCUGCCAUUCUGUUUCCACAUCCUGUUCAAUUACAGUGCAGGUCUUUUCAGAUGCAUCAGAGAAAUGUGUGUAUUUUCCUCUAAAUAUCCCGUUUUUGUAAAUCACAGCUGACAAUGCUAUAAAAGAUUAUAUGCAACA
Molecule: messenger RNA, 6441 nt
Organism: Xyrichtys novacula (pearly razorfish)
Lineage: Eukaryota; Metazoa; Chordata; Actinopteri; Labriformes; Labridae
Source: the annotation of a GenBank genome assembly